This is a messenger RNA of Amoebophrya sp. A25, 2826 nucleotides long. The record is from the annotation of a GenBank genome assembly. Lineage: Eukaryota; Dinophyceae; Syndiniales; Amoebophryaceae.
CUUGCAAUAUCAGUGGCUGUUUGUGUAGUCGAUCCAAAAGUAUUAAAGCUUGGAUUCGGACAAGACAUCAAGGAUCUUUUUUAUCUGGCCGCUUACGGUAACCCUAGGCCUCGAAAGGGAAUAACGCGUCAAUCGUCUGUUUUCAUGAAAAUGGAAAAGCGCGGCAACUUGGACGUUUUCGAUGUGCCUGCGCGCGAUCCGGCGCUCGGGGUAAGACUGCAAGCCUAUCAGAAUAUCCGAAGUGCCUCCUUCAUGGGCUUCGGGUCGGACAAGGAUGCUACAAAUGGGACGAGUUCUGAUGCUGGUAUCUACAUCCUGACACGCUUUGCGAACAGUCAACAAGUUCAUUUUGUGUCGCAGCCGAUGGGCAUGCGAGAGCAGCUCACCUUUCUUGACGAGCCUGUGAAACUGUGUGUUGCCGUGCCAUCUAGUACUGCAGAAGGUGGCUCUGGAGAUGGCAACGGAAGCGAUGAUACUCCUCAAUCAGGAGGUGCUUUUUUGUACGGGAAGGAUGCAGGUGGUGACGAGCAGAUUCAAUUCUAUUACUUUGAUCGAGCAACGGGAGAUAGCACUAUGUUGACGGAUGGGAAAAGUAUGCACAGGACCCCAAAAUUUUCAGUCUCCAAAUCGUCUUCAAGUGGCGCUUUGAAGAUGGCUUAUUCAAGCAACGCACGAGACGGGACCCAUUUCGACGUGUUUUUGAUGGAUGACCUGAAGAAAAGCGUGACCACGCAAGAAACUACCGCUUCCGCCACAGCUGCACAAUUGAUCUACAGUAGCGGGCAAGAGCCAGGCUAUCUCCUGUUGUCAGAUUUCUACGACGGAGGAUAUAUCUUGGUGAAACACUAUGUGUCCGCAUCGGACGCAAAAAUCUUCGUCUUAGAAGCUUCCCCUUCAUCUUCCUCGUCAAGUAAUGGACAAACCGCUGCUGGCGAGUCCUGGAGACGCCGGGACAUCGCGCCUCGCUCUCUCCCAGGUGGAGCGCCAGUCUCUGCUUCUGUGGAUUGCGCACAAUUCAUCGUUGACAAAAGCGGUGAAGCAGACCAACAGCAGUUGCUUGGUGUCCUUUUCGCGUCUGGCGAAGGUAGCAAUUUCAAGACUCUGCGUUUCUUUGACUAUAAAACCGAAGACGUAACUGAAAUAAUCUCCGAGGAUUCUAUUCCAUGGGAUGUCGAGGAUGUGUACGUCGGCGCGAACGGUGAUAUAAUUGUCGGCUACAACGAAGAGGGUCAAUCGACCUUUUACUACAUGCGACAGAUAAAUUCGAGCACACUCGGAGCUAGUACUACUACAACUUCUACUAGUUGUACAGAUCAUGGCAAAGCUCAUGGAAGUUCGAUGAAGAACUCUGCGACAUCGAAAAUGAUUCAGCUGGAUAAGGACCAUCGUCAUGUGACCGCCUCAUCUCUGUUUUCGGAUCUGACGCGGUUUCAGCUGCCCUUUUGCGGUGUUGCCGGAAAAUGUGGCUUUUCCCCGUGCGGAAAACGAUUCGGCAUCUCCAUCCUGCAGGCGACAGGCCCCACAGAUGUGUUUAUGCUCGAUUUUCCAAGCCUGAAGUUGACGCGCUGGACGCGGUCCGAAGUUGGUGGUCUCGACACGUCCAAAUUUGUGCAGCCUAAACUGAUUCGCUACCGCAGUUUCGAUGGACUUGAGAUUCCAGCUUUUGUUUAUUCUCCAGCAAAUAGAACUGAACAAGACCUCCACAACAAUCACAACAAGACUCCACAUGACAAAAAGACUCCAGUUAUUGUGCAUCCACACGGCGGGCCUGAGGGACAGCAUCGGCCAAGAUUUUCGCCAUUAUAUCAAUAUCUGGUGAACGAGCUUGGCGUCGCGGUCAUCGAUCCGAAUGUGCGGGGUUCGGAUGGGUAUGGCAAAGUCUUCGUCACUCUGGACGACUGCGAGAAGCGAGAGGACUCGGUGCGCGACAUCUGCGCUCUCCUCGAUUGGAUGAAGCAGGAUUCGGAGAAUGACAAUUUGUUUGGAUUUGACCUUUCGCGCAUUGCUGUGUGGGGCGGCAGCUACGGAGGCUAUAUGACGCUAGCUAGUCUGAUCCAUUAUCCGACGCAGUUCAAAUGCGGCGUAGAUAUGGUCGGGAUCAGUAACUUCGUCACCUUCCUGGAGAACACCGCUUCGUAUCGGAGAGUACUGCGGCGCAAGAAGUACGGCGACGAAAGCGACCCAAAGAUGCGUGCGCUCUUGCUGAAGAUGUCACCGUUGACGCGUUGUAACGAGAUCAGGUCUCCGUUGUUUAUCGUGCAAGGGAAGAACGAUCCGCGGGUGCCUGUUACGGAAGCGGAACAAAUAUUUGCGGAAAUGCGCAAAAAUGAAGUCCCCGUGUGGUAUAUGUGCGCAGAUAACGAGGGCCAUGGAUUUGCAAAGAAGGACAACGUUGACGCAUAUCAAGAAGCAAUGGUUCAGUUCUGGCGACGAUUUCUUCUCCACGAUCAAGAGCUCUAUGCAAAUGCCGCAACGAGCCCAGCAGGGAAUGGACGUGCGCCUAAAAUUGCGCGGAUGUCGUGAAUCGAGAUCGACGACAGUUCAAAAUGAAAUAUGUGAGCAAACGAGUAAACAGAGAGCUACAAGGAGGACUAGGCGUCUCAAUAUACUGACUUUUGUUGUAGAAAUUUCUUGUCCUCGUUGCGCUUUCCCGACAUCCAAGAAUAGUUCCUACUCCAUUACCGCGUUACUCUGUGUAACAAUUUCUUUUUCUACGAUGUUUUUAUAAAACCAGAAGCAGGAGGAGGAGAUGAAGAAAUAGACAUUGUUGUGUUCCGACAAGAUGAUGUGUCAAGACCGUUCUAUAAAUAAGAAUAUCACAACGAC